Strongyloides ratti is the source of this 2217-nucleotide messenger RNA. Its product is annotated as Twinkle protein, mitochondrial. NCBI's taxonomy places the organism in Eukaryota, Metazoa, Nematoda, Chromadorea, Rhabditida, Strongyloididae. The record is from RefSeq and is a predicted model, not a curated record. Gene Ontology annotation, molecular function: 5'-3' DNA helicase activity; ATP binding; single-stranded DNA binding. The transcript is spliced from 5 exons. Bases 1 to 2217 code for a protein of 738 amino acids. Gene Ontology annotation, biological process: mitochondrial DNA replication. Gene Ontology annotation, cellular component: mitochondrion.
AUGAAUCUUUAUCAAUCAAAUUUUAAUAGUUUAUUUAAAACCAUUAAAUUGACGCAAAAAUCAUAUACCUCGAUAUCAAAAUUAAGUGAUGUCAUUAAUAAAGAUAAAUUUCAAUACCUAGAUCAUGACUUUCUGACAACAGAAGAAAAUGAUAACUUAACAGAAUUGACAUAUACGGGUAGUAAUUCAUUGGCAAUAACAAAUCUAACGCCAACUGAUAUCAAAAAUGAUCUAAUGGUAUACAAAAUUCCUACAAAAAAUUCUAAAUAUACAAAUUUUACAACAACUAUCUGUACAAUAUGCUUAUCAUCAUUUUCUAAUUACAUUAUUCCUGAAGCAAAUUUGACUCAUUGUUAUGAAUGUGGAGCAGAAGGAACAUAUGAAAACUUUUUAAAACAGCUUGAAGUGAAAAAGAAUGUUUUUGAAGAAUUGGCAAAAUAUCAAAAUCCUGAAAUCAUGAUUACAGAUGAUCAGUUAGAUUCUGAUUUGUAUGAUAAUAUUAGUUUUAAUAAUUUUUUAAAAGAGUAUGAGGAGAAUGAUAGAAAAAUUGAAUUAAUCAAACAAUCCCAUAUAGAAAAGAUGAAUUCAAGUAAGGAAAAAAAUAUAACUGAUAAACAAGAUUUUGAUAUGAUAUUUCCAAGUAUAAAAGAAUAUUAUACGGAUUCAAAUAUUUUAAAAAUUUGGAAUGAGUCACAUGAAAUUCCUGAUGAUCUAGAUUAUAAUGUUAAUGUGGAAUUUAAAUUAUUUAAUAAAUUUUUAGGUAUAGAUAGAUUAUCACCAAGUCUUUUAAAAAAAUGUAAUGUAAGAAUGCACAUUAAUGGAAAUAAUGAGUUGGCACUUGUUUAUCCACGAUAUAAAAAUCUUGAAAAUUCUAGCAAUCCUAUUGGCAUUAAAAUUAUACGCCAAACUAAUAAUAGUAAAUUAACUAAAGAAAAUUAUCCACUAGAUGAAAACAAGUAUUCCGGUUUUUUUUGUCAUCAUUUAAUGAAGUUAGAUGAAAAAAGUGUUAUUUUAACAACAAAUGAAAGAGAUGCAAUGGCAAUAAAUGAGGCAAAAUGUGUUAUAACUGCACUUUCUUUACCAAAAGGCCAUAAAUUAGAUUAUUCUAUUAUACCAUAUCUAGAAAAAUAUGAAAUGAUUUACCUAUGGUUUCCUAAAAAACAACAACGUUAUGCUAAAGAUUUAGCUAUUUUAUUAAAUAUAGAAAGAUGUAUUAUAAUACUUGAAGAAAAUAGGCCUAUAGAAUUAUUAAGAUAUGGAAGAAUGAAUGAUAUCACUAAUAUUAUUUUAAAUAUAUUAAAAAAACCAAGAAUAAAUAGUCUUACUUCUUUAAAAGAGUUAAGAAAUGAUGUUAAAAUGGAAUUAGUUGAUAAUAGUGAAAAAAUUAAAGGAUUUUCAAAUUGGAUUCGUUUUGAUAUACUAAAUGAUUAUCUUGGUGGACUUAGACCUUCAGAAUUAACUGUGGUUACUGGUGGAAGUGGAUACGGUAAAACAACAUUUAUAUGUGAAUAUGCAAUUGAUUUAUUUACGCAAGGCGUCCGAACUCUUAUAUGUAGUUUUGAAAUGAAUGAAGAAAAAAUUAUGAAAUGGAUGGUAGUACAGUAUGCUUCAGUGCCUUUAUAUAGAAAAGAAUAUCAUUCUAAGAUUGAUAUUUGGUUAGAUAGAUUUGAAAAAGGUCAACCAUCUUUAAUGUUUUUGAAAACUAAUACUUUAAGAAAUAAAAAUAUUACUGAUAUUUUUAAUAUUCUUAAAGAAAAUAUUAUUCAAUGUGGUAUUCAACAUAUUGUUAUAGAUAACUUACAAUUUUUAAUUGGUUUAAGUACAUUAAAUAAUCAUAAAGCAACAAGUAUAGAUAAAUUUAAUUUACAAGACCAAUUUAUAGGUCUUCUUCGUAACCUGGCAACUGACUGUGGAGUUCAUGUUACCUUAGUUGUUCAUCCACGUAAAAUGUCUGGUGAUGCAAAUGUUGAACUUCAAGAUGUUGGUGGUAGUGGUAAAGUAACACAAGAAGCUGAUAAUGUUUUAGCAAUUAUUAGAAAAGAACAUCCAACAGAUCCAAAAAUAGUUAAAAAAUUUUUAGUUAUUCUUAAAAAUCGUUAUGGAGGAAGGAGGACAUCAUUUGAACAAUUAGAAAUGGUAUAUCAAACUUCAACUUAUACACAUGUCAUAAUAGAUCAUAGUAAAAUUGAUGUUUAUGACAAUAAUGAAGACAUAUAA